Molecule: messenger RNA, 1909 nt
Organism: Monodelphis domestica (gray short-tailed opossum)
Lineage: Eukaryota; Metazoa; Chordata; Mammalia; Didelphimorphia; Didelphidae
Source: RefSeq, a predicted model, not a curated record
GAGUAAGAAAUCAUUUCAGAUGUCUUAAGAUGGCUACGUAUCACCUAGUGACUCUGUUUCUAAUUUAUGUUGAUAAUCUUGGAAGGAAACGUGCUGAAAACUCACUGGUUUAGAAAAUUCGGGGUCCGAGUCGCGCUUCCUUUAGGAAGAUUUCUCUGGGGAUUUUUCCUUGGGGACUCCUGAGCCACUGGCUCUAACCCAGUGCUCUGUAUCUAAUAUUGGAUUGAAGGGAUCCAUUCCACCUCAGAAUCUCUUUCCUGGGCAAAACUGAAAGGAUUAGACUGGAUGACCUCUGCGACUUCUCCAAUGGGAUAUAGAGUAGGCAUCUGAAACUCAACCUGUACGUUAGUACAGAUCAAGAAGAGAAGAGCUCACAGGACAGAGCCUCCUAGACACCUAGAGGACUUGAUUUGGAGGAGGUUCCAGCAAUGGAGACAAAGAAAGAUCAGUCAGAAAAAUAGAAGAACCAGGAGAGAGGGAUGUCUUAAAGCCCUGGAGAGAAGAGGUGACCAAUAAUGUCAGGGCACAGAAGACCAUCAGAUGGCAAGGAAGACCAGUUUGAGAAAACCAAUGAAAUGGUCUUGAACUUUAACAAACUGUCCAACAUCUACAUGCAGCACAUGAGUGAGCAUUUCACACACCAGUCCAAGACAAUGAUGGAGAUGAGGAAGGACCUGGACAGUAUCUACUUCAGGCUCCAGACUCUGAAAAUCAAGCUGUCAAAGGAGUACCAAAAUGCUUUUAAUCAUAUCCAUGAGUCUCCCAUCCCAGAGGAGGAGGAAGAUGAUGACGUGUACCUCACCCCGGCCAGCCCGGCUACCACCAUUGCUACCUCAGAGCAGAGUAAGAGGUCCUGUGACCCAAGCCCAGAUAUCACCUCUCCAGUUCUGAGCCCAUUCUCUGAAGAUUUAUCCCAAGAGAACCUGGACUCUCCAGAUGUGAAUAAGGAGAGCCUGACAGGUGCUGAGGAUGGUGGUGAAAGGGCAUGAGAGGAGGAGCUGCCCUCUACACCAAGUCAGGAUGGCCUUCCCAUCUUCCAGCAUCCUGGAAAUGUGGUCCUGACUGGUCCUACCACAGCUUAGAACAAGACACCUGGCAGGAGACAACUCCAGAAAGGAUUCACCUCUGGACUUGGAGGAUCCAUGGAGCCUUGCCCCUGGGGCUGAAGGCAGGGGUUGGGGGGAUGGUCAUAUAGUGGGUUUCUCCAGUUUUUUUUUUUGGUUAAUGCUUUUCUAUUGAUAUCUCGCUCCCCAAGAUCCUUUCUUCCCUGACCCCCAACCCCAGUUCCUAGUGUUUCUGCACAUAUGAAGCCAAGCCUAGGCUCUUCCAGACCUACUUCUUGGGAUCCUGGCAUCCCACAGGUUGGUUCUAAGCCCUGAAUUAGUAAGAACGUUCCUAGACUUGACUCCUAGAUGAUGUCCCUUUCCAGCCCUGGCUCAGAGGCCAUUUGUCCAUAAUUCAUUACAGUUGUUCCUGUUAGGAAAUUCAGAGCCAGAGCCUGACUCAGAGGCCUACUGAUUGUGGCUUCAACUCAUACUUAUGCUAACCCUUCUCCUUCCUGGUACAGACAGACAGACACACACACACAACACGUACUUGGGCACAACAUAUACACAGAUGCGUAUCCAUGUAUUCAUGCUCAUGCUUACACAUAUUAGGCACCAAGUAUUUUCUUCUGUUGGUACCUUUAGGGCUUGUUUAAAACAAGGAAAGUUUUUGAGAUGGCUCUUCAAAGGAAGUUGUUUACUCUCAUUUGAGCAGAGACCAUCCACCAUUUAUUUUUCUGUGGAGAGAGGAGAAAGAAGUACCAACCCACUGCCUCCUCUUCCUCCUCUCCCUCCUUCCCUUCUGCAGGGUCCUCACCCCAGUAAGUAGGGAUAUCUUUGGAAAUAAAGUUUAAUUGACUAUU